Molecule: messenger RNA, 5644 nt
Organism: Candoia aspera
Lineage: Eukaryota; Metazoa; Chordata; Lepidosauria; Squamata; Candoiidae
Gene: ADGRA1
Product: adhesion G protein-coupled receptor A1
Exons: 17
Coding region: 113-3601 (1162 amino acids)
Biological process (GO): G protein-coupled receptor signaling pathway; cell surface receptor signaling pathway
Cellular component (GO): postsynaptic density; glutamatergic synapse; plasma membrane
Molecular function (GO): G protein-coupled receptor activity
Source: RefSeq, a predicted model, not a curated record
GAAGAAUAACUUGAUUAGUAGCAUUGAACCUGGGGCCUUCUAUGGACUUUCAGAACUAAAGCGUCUGGAUCUUUCCAAUAAUAGAAUUGGUUGUUUAACACCUGAAAUAUUUAUGGGUCUUAAAAACCUUCACAAAUUGAAUUUGUCGGGAAACAUUUUUUCAAGUCUCAUGAAUGGACUUUUCUCUGAGCUUCUAGCUCUGAAAGCCUUACAUUUCUACACUGAUUCCCUCAUUUGUGAUUGUAAUCUCAAAUGGAUCUUAUAUUGGGCUACAAAUUCGUCAGUGCGGAUAUCAGAAGAAACUGUGUGUGCUUUCCCAAGGAGUUUACAAGGAACACCAUUUCGGAAUCUGAAAGAAAAUCAGCUGAUAUGUGCUGGUCCAUUGGAGUUGCCUCUUUUUGAAUUGAUACCGUCACAGAAACAGGUGGUUUUUCAUGGUGAUCGCUUGCCAUUUCAGUGUACAGCAACUUACCUCGACAUUACGACACAAGUACAUUGGUACCGUGAUGGUCGCUUGGUUGAAACUGAUGAUGAACGAGGCAUGCUUGUGGAGGAGACCAUAAUACAUGACUGCUGUUUAAUAACACGUGAGCUUAUCUUGUCCAGCAUUGAUAUUGAUGCAACUGGAAUGUGGGAGUGUGUCGUUAACAACUCCUAUGGAAGCAUUUCUAAGCAAGUGGAAAUUGUUGUACUAGAAACAGCUGCACCUUAUUGUCCUGCUGAGAGAAUAGUUAACAAUAAAGGAGAUUUCAGAUGGCCUAAAACCGUGGCAGGCGUAACUGCUUACCAUUCAUGUCUUCAGCAUUCCUUAAGAUCAGCUUCCUUUCUGAACGGGGCAGAAGAGUUAAAAGCAUGGCGUAAUUGCAACCGUACAGGUUGGUGGGCUGAAGAAAGCUAUUCCAAAUGUCCUUACUCACAGGAAUUAACUCAAAUCCUUCAUUCCUUUAGUCAGAGGCAUCUUAAUGCUACCAAUGCACUUGAAUUUUCCCAUCAGCUAGCAACUUACACAAGAGAUGCUGCCAACUUUGCAGAUAAAGUGGAUGUUAUCUAUUUGGCUUACAUGCUGGAAAAGCUAAUUGCAUACGUGGAAGAAAUCAAAGAUAUUGCUGAUGCUGUCAUAGAGAUUGCCAGCAAUAUAAUGCUGGUAGAUGACCAUGUAUUAUGGAUGGCACAAAAAGAAAAAAAAGCAUGUGCAAGAAUUGUACAGUGUGUGGCACACAUUUCAAAUCAAACUCUGACAAGCAAUACACAAGCGGUAUCGAAGGUUUCUCUUAAUAUUGCUCUGGAAGCUUUUUGGAUCAAGCCAUAUGUUUUCACGGGCAUGACUUGCACUGCUUUCCAGAAACUGUCUGCUAAUCCAGACAGGCCACUGAGUCCUGUCAACAAAGAGACAGACCAACAUUUGAAUUUUAAGUGCAACACUGGAAAUCAGAGUACCUCUUUGGUGAAUUUCUCUUCCAUGAAUGCUGUGGCAAUAGCUUCAGUUCAUUUGCCACAGUCUGUCUUCUCCUCAUCUGCAGCCUGGCAAUCUGUUGAUAACUCCUCUUGCAAGCUACAGUUUAUUGCCUUUCGGAAUGGAAAACUCUUCCCCAACACUGCAAACUCGUCUCAUCCUGCAGGUUAUGGGAAGCACAGGAUCGUUGGCACACCCGUAGUCUUCAUUAAAAUAGAUGGGUGCAGUAUCGGAAACCUCACCAGUCCUCUUAUUAUAACACUGAAGCACUUUGCCCAGGGCAUAAACCCCAUUGCAGUCUUUUGGGCUUUUGACCUUCUAGAUGGACAUGGAGGCUGGUGGGGAGAAGGGUGCCACAUAAUUAGCUCUGCAGACAAUAUUACCACUCUUCAUAGUACUCACUUCGGUAACUUUGCAGUGCUAAUGGAUCAGAAGACGGUGUGGCCCCUAUCCCAGUACCCAGGGGAGUUCCUGCACCCUGUGGUUUAUGCAUGUACAGCAGUCAUGUUAUUGUGCCUCUUUGCUUCAAUUAUCACCUAUAUUGUGCAUCACGGCACAAUUCGAAUCAGCAGAAAGGGCUGGCACAUGCUUCUCAACUUCUGUUUCCAUACUGCUCUCACUUUUGCCGUUUUCGCUGGUGGAAUAAAUCGUGUAAAAUACCCAGUUAUCUGUCAAGCGGUUGGCAUUGUACUGCAUUAUUCUACACUCUCUACAAUGCUCUGGAUUGGAGUGACAGCACGAAAUAUUUAUAAGCAAGUUACAAAAAAGCCUCAAACCUCCCAAAACAGUGAUCAGCCUUCUUAUCCAAAACAGCCAUUGCUCAGGUUUUAUCUGAUUAGUGGAGGAGUUCCUUUUAUUAUUUGUGGAAUUACUGCAGCAACCAACAUAAAUAAUUAUGGGAUAAAAAGUUAUGCAGGAGCUCAAUUUUGUUGGAUGUCAUGGGAGCCAAGUCUUGGUGCAUUUUAUGGACCACUUGCAUUCAUUGUUCUGGUCACAUGCAUUUACUUCUUCUGCACAUAUGUGCAAUUGAGGCGCCACCCAGAACGCAAGUAUGAAUUAAAGGAAAGGACAGAAGAUCAGCAACGGUUGGCAAGUUCUGAACUUGGCCAUAGUCACAUGACAGACAUUGGAUCGGUUUCCCAGGCAACCUGUUCGAUGAUGUCUUCAUCCCUGUUGGAAAAUGAGCACUCGUUCAAGGCUCAGCUUCGAGCUGCCGCAUUCACUUUGUUUCUGUUUACCGCCACAUGGACUUUUGGUGCCCUUGCUGUUUCCCAAGGACAUUUCUUGGAUAUGAUAUUUAGCUGCCUUUAUGGGGCAUUUUGUGUGACCUUAGGGCUCUUCAUCCUCAUCCAUCACUGUGCAAAGCGAGACGAUGUGUGGCAUUGUUGGUGGUCCUGUUGCCCGUCUCGAAGAAACACGUACUCGGUGCAAGUUAAUGUCCGUCCCAAAGUUAAUGUCAAUGGUGAAAGCCAAGCUCACACCUCAUGCCUUCAAGACUCACCGUGCCCAACUAAAUCUGCUGUUUUUAAUCACCCGGCUGUUGGUCACUGCAAACUCACUAAUCUGCAGGCUGUUCAAAACCACGUCAACUGUCUUUCACCAGUCACACCAUGUUGUGCAAAAAUGCACUGUGAUCAGCUCCUGGAAGAUGAAGCUCAUAUCCAUGUACACAACGAAGGGACUUUCAGACCCAGCAUGCACAUUCACAGAUGUUUGAAGAGCAGAACUAAGCCACGAUACUUUAGCCGACAUCGAUCUGCAGGAGAAAGGGAGUAUGCUUACCAUAUUCCUUCAAGUAUUGAUGGCAGCAUACACAGUUCACACACAGACAGUCCACACAGUACACAUGACAGCCACUCAGGCCACAGGCGGCCAUGUUGUGCAAAAAACAGUCCCUAUCCAACCAUCAGUCAGCCUGAAAGUAGCGAUGCAAGUACUGUGAUCUAUAGUUGCGCUAAAGUCCCAGAAACUGAGACAGGCCCUCAUGUAGCUCAUUUUGAGAUGCAUCCACGGACACAGUCCUUGCCAUUUAGCACAACCAGCCACAAUGGAAUUCUAAAGGGAAACUUGCAUGAAGCCAUGAUCUACAGUUCAGAUAGUACAGGAAAUAUCAAAACAGGGCCUUGGAAGAAUGAAACUACUGUGUAGUUGGAGGCCACAUUUCUCCUCUUGCAGCUCAGAGCAUCUUAGACUGCAAACCUAUAUACAUCAAUUUGGGAGUAAGCCAAGUUAAAUUCAGUGGGCUUACUUCUGAGUAGACCUAAGUAGGUUUGUACUGUUGAUCUUUGUUUUCCUUCUAAACUGAAUAAGAUUCUACGUGUUUGUGUAGCACAUGAGAUAACUGUACAGGUUUUCAAACUAUUUUUUUCUUAAUAAGAAGAGGCUUUUAAAAAGCAGGGGCAGUCUUGAAAUUAUUUUUAAAAGAACGAUAGAACAUGUUCAAGGAAGAACUAAAAUGUAAACUUAGGAAGCAGAAUACGGGGCUUUUGUUACUAUGACGUAAUGUAUUGUUUUCCUUUCAUUUUCUUUAAUCUGUAUUAGCAUCAGACACUUUUCUCCACAGAUAUCAGCAUCAUAGCCUUUCCUUGAUUAUUUUUGCAACAAAAUGGUGUUCUAUUAAUUUUUGAAAUCAGCAUAAAAAGAAAGGGUUUUAUAACCAGCCUAACACAGCUUUUUAGACCUAUAAAAGCGAUACUGCCUCUAAAGAUCUUCUGUAGCAUAUGGCGUGUAAAACCAUGUAGUGUAUGUCACCGUUCUGUCUUCUUUCUCUUCGGAAGGAAACACUAGGUCAAGUCCUAUGUUAACACCUACAGUGCUGUACUGGUUGUAUUUCUUUUUUGUUGUUAAGGUUAUUGUCAUUAAUAACAAUAUUUUUAAUUUCUGCAUGGCAUCUGUCAGGAUAAUGCCAUUUGUUGUUUUCUAAUGUUACAUAUGUACAAAGAAGAAAAAAACCUAUUGUAAAAGGCUGUGACUAUCCAUGUUGGUAUUAAUCUAGAGCAUUCUGACUCUCUGAAAAGGAAAGUGAAAAAAUAUCUUCUGCACUAUUUUAAGUGGCACAAUCCUUUGUAUGAGGUUAAACGAUUGCUUUGAUAAGGGUGCACUCUAAUGUCUCUGCAAAGCAUGCCCCACUGAAUGUGGCACCGCGUAUGUCUCUAGCAGCUGUCCCGGCGAGUCUCACUCUUCUGUGUGUUGUUCGUUGUUCGCCUUUGGGAAUUAAUCUGCAACUAGCCCUAUCAUCACUGAUCAAGGCAAAGUAGAGCUUUCCCAUUAACUCUUUGAGGACUACAGUUAUUGGCUUAAGAAAUCAAGUAGAGCACCAGCAGCCCUAGUUAAGCACUUUGAAAAUGCAUUGAUUUCAGUGAGAAAGACGUAACGUAUGUAUCUGCUUGCAUUUUUUAAACACUGACAACCAGAGUGCUUAACUUUGAUUGGAUUGUUUCCUGACUAUGUUUCCAGAUGGGAGGGAGGACUGAUACAUGCAGUGUUAUGCGAUGAUCAUCGUCAUCAUAACAGUCCAGCCCAGCCCAGGAGUAGCUAAUAAAAGCUAUGUGACUUAGACGGCCAUUCUAAGCACGCUUUUCAGAGGAUGGGCCCAGCAAACACCCUGGCCCUGUUUCCUGUUGCUAAGGAAAUACAUACACGAUUUCACUGUAAUGAAAUACCAAUUAAGAGCAGAGGUUUAAAUUAUUCUGUAUUUAGGGUGAAACCACCUCCUUUGUCACACCUUUCAAUCUAUUGCCAAAGCAGAAUUGGGAUUGUCAUUAUAUUUCCAUGCAGAUUUGGCCCUUGAGAGCAGGGUGUUUCACUGAUUUAUUCUGUUCAGAUCUAAUGAUCUCUAGGGCCAACAAUAUUCUCUGUUCAUGAACUUUUGGCAAAAAGGUGUUUUUUGUUUUAGGGUUUUUUGGGGGGAGGGGGAAUCUAUCUAUGAAUAUCUGAACGCAGUGCACCAAUAAACCUGAAUAAGAGAAUUAUAGUUGCUUUUUAAAAAUUAAAGUGCAGUACAGUUUUAAACUGGUGACAUAAUAUGAAUAGAACUUUACAGCUCAAAGUGAUGGUGGGGAGCUGUGAUGAAAAAUAAGCAGUAAUUCCACAUUUAAAGCAACCAACCAACCAGGGAAGCAAUCAAAAAAGUCAAGAUGGCAGCCACCACCAUGUGAUUGAAGCCCUGCUCCCCAUAUACAUGCAUUGUAA